GGCCGCUGGCUGCAGAGCGGGAGCGCCCAUCGAGCACAGAGAGCAGCGCGGGCAGCCCGAUGGAGGCAGACGGCAGACCGUCGUGGGACAACCCUGCGCAAUUCAUCCUGGCGUGCGUGUCUUACGCCGUGGGGCUGGGAAACAUGUGGCGCUUCCCGUACCUCUGCCAAAUGCACGGAGGGGGUGGGUUUCUGAUCCCCUACUUGAUCAUGCUGGUCCUGGAGGGAAUUCCCCUGUUCUACAUGGAACUGGCCGUGGGGCAGAAGAUGCGACUGGGCAGCAUCGGGGCCUGGAGUGCAAUCAGCCCCUACCUGGGGGGACUUGGCAUAGCGAGCGUGGUGACAUCCCUGUACCUGUGUAUUUACUACAACGUGGUCAUCGCCUGGGCCUUCUGGUAUCUUUUCCAUUCUUUUCAGGCCGAGCUGCCCUGGGCGGCGUGUCCUGCUAACAACAACUUAACAGAACAACAGGAGUGCGAGGUGAGCUCACCCACACAGUAUUUCUGGUACCGGGAAACUCUAAACAUCACCUCCUCCAUGGAGGAGGGUGGCGGUCUGCACAGGGGCCAGACUGUCUGCCUGCUGAUGGCUUGGGUGGUGGUCUACCUCUGCAUCGUCAAGGGAGUUAAAUCCACUGGGAAGGUGGUGUACUUCACCACUGCCUUCCCCUAUGUGGUUCUGCUAAUCUACUUCAUCCGGGGAGUCUCUCUUCACGGGGCCGCCAAUGGCAUCAAGUACAUGUUCAUGCCGAAGAUGAAGGAGCUGGCCAGCCCCACCACGUGGAUCAAUGCGGCCACCCAGAUCUUCUUCUCCCUGGGCCUGGGGUUCGGGUCCCUGGUCGCCUUCGCCAGCUACAACCAGCCGCACAACGACGUCCAGCGGCAGGCAGUCGCCGUUUCCCUCAUCAACAGUGGCACCUCCAUCUUUGCCAGCGUCGUCACCUUCUCCAUCUACGGCUUUAAGGCCACGUUUAACUAUGAGAGCUGCCUGGACAGGGCGAGGAUAAACCUCCUGAACUCCUUCGAUAUAGAAGAGGACGCCAUCACCAACGACAACAUCAGCAGCUGGGUGACACAGCUGAACAGCACUUACCCUGACCGGUUUGCAAGCUUGUCCCAGCAACUUGAGAGCUGCAACUUGGAAUCUGAAUUAGACACGGCUGCAGAAGGUGCUGGUUUGGCCUUCAUAGUGUACAGUGAGGCCAUCAAGAACAUGCCGGUUUCACAGCUGUGGUCCGUGCUCUACUUCUCCAUGCUGCUGAUGCUGGGCGUGGGCAGCAUGCUGGGAAACGUGAUGGCCAUCACCACCCCACUGCAUGACUCCAAGUUCUUGUCGCGGCGGCUUAGCAGCGAGGCCCUCAAUGGCCUGGUCUGCAUCUUCUGUCUGCUUGCCGGACUGGGCUUCACUGCUCGCUCGGGCAACUACUGGUUCACCAUCUUCAAUGACUACGCGUGCACCUUCUCCCUGCUCUUCAUCGUUUUUGUGGAGAUGGUUGGCAUCUGCUGCAUCUAUGGCCUGAAGAGGUUUGAAAAAGACAUAGAGGAUAUGAUUGGCCAUCGGCCCAACUGGUACUGGAAGAUUGUGUGGGCAGGGGUGGGCCCCAUCAUUCUUAUUGGCCUGUUCCUUUUCUACAUGAUUACAUACAUUACAGGGGAAACAUCCACCUACCAGGCUUGGGACAAAGACUUGGGUAAGUCCCUUCCCAAGGAACGUCCCCCGUACGCACAGGUCUGCAUCGCUCUACUCCCGCUCUCCUCCAUCCUCUGCAUCCCCUUCUGUGCUUUUUACGAAUACGUCCAGAGAAAGAAGAAACGGGAGCCUGAGGAAAGAGUAGUUAGUUGCCCUCUAACGCCUAGAGAGGCCUGCUGAAGGUCAGGCUGGGGAACAGCACCUGCUUCUACUAGGACCUGCAGCGCAUCAGUGCAACAAGCGAAAUACCAUCCUUACAAAUAAAUUAAAAACAGAAACAAGUGCCACAGUAGGUGAAAAAUACGCAGUGAUAGCUUAAUGGUUAGGGACACACACUUGUAAUUGAACAAUUGCAGUUUUGAAUCCCUGACCAGCAAGGCACCACUGAGGUACCCUGAGCAAGGUACCGCUCCCCGGGCGCUGAAUUAGCUGC
Molecule: messenger RNA, 2121 nt
Organism: Paramormyrops kingsleyae
Lineage: Eukaryota; Metazoa; Chordata; Actinopteri; Osteoglossiformes; Mormyridae
Product: sodium- and chloride-dependent transporter XTRP3-like
Biological process (GO): glycine transport; sodium ion transmembrane transport; L-proline import across plasma membrane
Cellular component (GO): plasma membrane; apical plasma membrane
Molecular function (GO): L-proline transmembrane transporter activity; proline:sodium symporter activity
Source: RefSeq, a predicted model, not a curated record